This is a messenger RNA of Dendroctonus ponderosae (mountain pine beetle), 4443 nucleotides long. RefSeq names its product RNA polymerase-associated protein CTR9 homolog (gene Ctr9). The coding region runs from base 537 to 4115 and encodes 1192 amino acids. The transcript is spliced from 16 exons. Gene Ontology annotation, cellular component: Cdc73/Paf1 complex. Gene Ontology annotation, molecular function: RNA polymerase II complex binding. Gene Ontology annotation, biological process: regulation of DNA-templated transcription. The record is from RefSeq and is a predicted model, not a curated record. Lineage: Eukaryota; Metazoa; Arthropoda; Insecta; Coleoptera; Curculionidae.
UUGAUCUAGGUAUAUAUUAUUUCAUUCCCUGUCAUGGAUCCCCUUAAAUCUGGAUCAAAAUUGUGUUCUGAGUGUUACAAUUUCGAUGUCCUUACACAUUGUAGUCUCGGUUCAUUAUUAAUGGAAAUAGGAAUUUGUUUGCACCCUGUUGAGUAAACAGCACAUUUUCUAUUACCAUUAAUAACCGAGAGAACAUGUGUAGACACCGAAUUUUGUGUACCCGAAGUAUUUUGUACCUUUAAAAAUUUAAAAUUCCCGCUUCUAACUAGCCGAUAAUCUAGAUACCUGUUUUUACCGUCAAAGCUUCCCGUUACUGACGGUCAGCCGGAUGUAGCGCAACGCGGUUCCAAGUUUUAACAUUAUACCGCCACCUCUCUUAUUUUACUUUCUCUAUGGUUGACAUUAGGAAUUUGGUAAAUUCUUGAAAGUUGGAUUUGUGAGAUUUGCCAGUUUUCCGUACUUUGUAUGUAAUGUAUUAUUAUUAAUACUCAUCAAUAAAUAAUUCAUUCCAUCAUAGUGUUCCCAUCAAAAUAGAAAUGGCAGCUUCCAUAGAAAUUCCUUUGCGGGAUACUGACGAGGUGAUAGAACUUUAUUCGGAUCAGCUUCCAGAAGGAGAUGAAGUUCUGGGUAUUUUACGACAAGAAAAUACGCAAUUGUCGAUAUGGGUGAAUCUUGCUUUGGAAUACUACAAGCAAAAUCAAAUCGAUGACUUUCUCAAAAUCUUGGAAGCAUCUCGUUCAGAUGCCAAUGUCGAAUACCGUGACUAUGAAAAGGACCAGAUGCGCGCCCUUGACAUGCUGGCUGCCUAUUAUGUGCAGCAGGCUAAUAGGGAGAAAAACAAGGAUAAAAAACGAGACCUUUUUACCAAAGCUACCUUACUGUACACAACCGCAGAUAAAAUCAUUAUGUACGACCAGAAUCAUUUGCUGGGUCGAGCAUACUUUUGUCUUCUCGAGGGAGACAAGAUGGAGCAGGCGGAUGCUCAGUUUAAUUUCGUACUAAAUCAGUCGCCCAAUAAUAUACCAUCGUUAUUGGGAAAAGCGUGCAUAGCCUAUAAUAAAAAAGAUUUUAGAGGUGCUUUGGCUUUUUAUAAAAAAGCACUUCGUACCAAUCCUAGUUGUCCUGCUGCAGUUAGGCUAGGCAUGGGUCAUUGCUUUAUGAAGUUAAACAACCAAGACAAAGCCAGAUUGGCUUUUGAAAGGGCAUUAGAAUUAGAUCCCAAAUGCGUUGGAGCGCUAGUAGGUUUAGCUAUUUUAAAACUGAAUAAGCAACAUCCAGAUUCUAUCAGAAACGGCGUCCAAAUGCUAUCUAAAGCUUAUACUAUUGAUUCGUCAAAUCCUAUGGUUUUGAAUCACUUAGCGAAUCAUUUCUUUUUUAAGAAAGAUUAUAGCAAAGUACAACAUUUGGCUUUACAUGCCUUUCACAACACCGAAAAUGAGGCAAUGCGUGCUGAAAGCUGUUAUCAGCUUGCUAGAGCCUUCCACGUACAGGAUGACUACGAUCAAGCCUUUCAGUAUUAUUACCAAGCAACACAGUUUGCAACUGUGGCAUUUGUGCUGCCACAUUUCGGCUUGGGUCAAAUGUAUAUCUACAGAGGCGAUACUGAAAACGCUGCUCAAUGCUUUGAGAAAGUCUUGAAAGCUCAACCGGGCAACUACGAAACCAUGAAAAUUUUGGGAUCCUUAUACGCAAAUUCUAGUUCUCAGUCAAAAAGGGAUAUUGCGAAAAAUCAUUUAAGAAAAGUGACUGAACAGUUUCCAGACGACAUCGAAGCAUGGAUUGAAUUGGCACAAAUUUUGGAACAAUCAGACUUGCAAGGGUCGUUGAAUGCAUAUGGCACCGCCGUUAAUAUUUUGAAGAAAGAUGUUCAAGCUGAAAUUCCCACGGAGAUCUUGAAUAAUGUUGCUGCAUUGCAUUAUAGGACAGGAAAUCUGGAAGAAGCCAAGAAAACCUUAGAAGAGGCCUUAGAGCGUGCAAAAUCGGAAGCACAACACGAUCCACAGUAUUAUAAUAUUAUAUCUGUUACUAUUACCUAUAAUUUAGCCCGACUAAACGAAGCACUCUGUAUAUUUGACAAAUCAGAAAAGCUCUACAAAGACAUUUUGAAAGAACAUCCGAACUAUGUUGACUGUUACUUAAGACUGGGUUGCAUGGCGAGAGACAAAGGCCACAUUUACGAAGCAUCAAAUUGGUUUAAAGAAGCUCUGGGCAUUAAUUCGGAACACCCGGAUGCUUGGUCUUUACUGGGAAACCUUCACUUGGCUAAAGCCGAAUGGGGACCCGGACAAAAAAAAUAUGAAAGGAUAUUAAAGAAUCCGGCUACGUCUCAAGAUUCGUACUCGUUGAUAGCUCUUGGUAACGUAUGGUUACAAACUUUGCAUCAACCCAGCAAGGACAAAGAAAAAGAAAAAAAAUACCAAAGUAGAUCAUUAAGCAUGUUUAAGCAAGUGCUGAAAAUAGACCCGAAGAAUAUAUGGGCUGCUAAUGGAAUUGGGGCGGUGUUAGCUCACAAGGGUGCCGUUAAUGAAGCAAGAGACAUAUUCGCACAAGUUAGAGAAUCAACAGCGGACUUUUGCGAUGUUUGGUUGAAUAUCGCACACAUUUAUGUAGAGCAAAGACAGUAUGUUAGUGCUAUUCAAAUGUAUGAAAACUGUGUAAGAAAGUUUUUCAAAUACAACAACGUUGAAGUUCUUCAAUAUUUGGCUAGGGCCAACUAUAAAGCAGGCAAACUAAAAGAAGCAAAAAUGGUGCUAUUAAAAGCCAGAAGGGUUGCACCUCAAGAUACAGUACUGCUUUACAAUAUCGCUUUGGUUCUGCAGAGGUUGGCUACUCAAAUUUUGAAAGAUGAAAAGUCGACUUUACAAACGGUAUUGCAAGCUGUUCAUGAGCUAGGACUUUCGUUAAAGUAUUUUACGUAUUUGUCAGAAUUUGGGGAUAAAAUGCGAUACGACGUAAAUUUAGCGGGACUAGAAGCUCGACAAUGUAAGGAUUUGCUAUCUCAAGCGCAGUAUCACGUGGCCAGAGCCAGAAGGGUGGAUGAGGAGGAACGAUUACUUAGGAGAAAGCAAGAUGAAGAACGCACUGCAUUCAAAAUGAAACAGCUGGAGGAAAUGAAAAAACGAGAGGAAGAAAAACGGCUCACCAAAGAACAGAUGCUACAAAAACGUCAAGAAUACAAAGAGAAAACAAAGAACGCUCUACUGUUCCAGGAAAUGCCAUCCGAAAAGAAAACAAAGGGUGGAAGAGGCAGAAAAGACGUUUACGUUUCAGAUUCAGAAAGUGGGCAAGAAAAUCGAGAGGUGGGUGGCGAAUCGAGACCACCGAAAGACAAGAAAGAGCGAGGACGAAAACGCAGAAGAAGUGGGGACAGAAAGAAAAAAGGUGCAGGUGGUAGGAAAAAGAAAAGGCAUGGCAGCGGAGAGAUCAAUGACUCUGAUAGCAGCGGAGAACAACCUUCAAGGGGAAAGCAAGCACGAAAAGAAAAGAGGAGACCACAAAGGAAAGUCUCAGAUGAAGGACUUAGCGCUAAACAGAAGAGCAGAAUUGUUUCAAAAGCCACAAUUUCCACUAGUGAGGAUGAAAGUGAUAAUGAAAAGAGACCUCGACCGGUCAGUGACGAUAGUGACUCGGCAACAGUGAAUAAAAAACGUCGCAUUUCCUCCGGUUCGGAGUCAGAUAAAUCGAGAAGCAGGUCAAGAUCAAAAAGUAGAUCUCGAUCUAAGAGUAAGUUCAGCUCACGAAGUAGAUCAAGAUCGAAAAGUGGAUCUAGAUCAAAAAGUGGAUCAGGAUCUAGGAGCCGAUCCAGAUCAAGGUCCAAAAGCGGAUCAAGAUCAAACAGCAGGUCACAAUCUAGAAGCCAAUCUAGAUCUAAAUCAAGGUCUAGAAGCAGAUCCAGUGGUAAAUCAAGAUCGAGGUCGAGAUCGCGAUCGAAAUCCCAAUCUAGAUCUAAAUCCAGAAGUACUUCGAGGUCAAAGAGCAGAUCACGUAGCAAAUCUAGGUCAAAAUCAAAAUCGCCCUCACGCUCUAGAUCCAGAUCAAAAUCUGGGUCCCGAUCUAGGUCCAAAUCAAGAUCCAAAUCCAAGUCGCAUUCCAGAUCGCCUUCUAAGAGUGAUUAAAUAUGUAGACCUACGGCUAACAUUAAAAGUUUCAGACUGUCGGAUAAUACAAUAAUAAUAAUUGUAUUGAUUUGCUAAUUUCAAUAGAUGUACAUCCAAUGCAACAAAUAUUUUUGUAAUUAUUUCUUCUUUGGGACUUUAAAAGAUUUUUUUAGACCGUACAAAUAUGUUGGUCUGGUUUUAUUUAACUACAUUUAUUUUUUGUUAUUAGAGGCAAGUGAUUUUGAUUGUUGUUUAGAAAUUAAACACAGGUUUACAUAGUGUGUCUAAUGCAUAUUUAUGUAUAAAAUACAGAUUUAAUAGUUAAUAAAUAGUAUGCGGUAGUAAA